Penicillium subrubescens is the source of this 1008-nucleotide messenger RNA. RefSeq names its product phytanoyl-CoA dioxygenase family protein. Lineage: Eukaryota; Fungi; Ascomycota; Eurotiomycetes; Eurotiales; Aspergillaceae. Bases 43 to 948 code for a protein of 301 amino acids. The record is from RefSeq and is a predicted model, not a curated record. The transcript is spliced from 2 exons.
GCCCUACCAAUAUUUAUACAUAUCGAUACAUGCUGUUCAACCAUGACACCUAAAUUUGAGCUUCGUGUGCUGGAAAGGGAAUCUGCAACUCUGGACACUAUCAUUCCUAUCCUAAAACACAAUGGUGGUGUCGUCAUCCGCAACUUCAUGUCUCCCGAAAUACUCGGUGCGGUCAUAGAAGAGGUCAAACCUCAUUUUGGUGAUCAUCUCGGUGAGAGGGGUGAGAUCUUUGCCAAACAGUCACAGGUGGUUUCCGGCCUCGCAGCCAAAUCUCCAUCAUUCGUAGAGAACAUCAUCUGCGAUCCUCUCUACGGUUCCAUUUGUGACUAUCUUCUCACAUCUCGAUUUACCAGCUGGUACGGGAGUGAACAGGUUACAUUCGAUGCCCAGCCACAGCUUAAUGCCGCUGUUUCAAUCCGUAACCAACCAGGGGGCGAGGCACAAAAGCUCCAUCGAGAUGACAUGGGCCAUCACAAUCAUUUGCCUAGGAUUGCACCCGAGGAAUAUGCUAUUGGCCGAGACACGGGGGUGGGCAUUUUCGUCGCUGCCACUCACACCAGCAAGGAAAAUGGAGCAACUCGUUUCAUCCCCGGCUCGCACCUGUGGGGGCCUGAGAAUGCGCCUGAUGAGAGUUUGACUGUUCCCGUGGAGCUGAAUCCAGGCGAUGUUUUUUUCAUGCUCGCGUCAUGUUACCACGGAGGGUCCGCCAAUACCACCAUGUCAGAGCAAAGGAUGAUAUUCUCUGCCUUUAUGACGAAAGGCUUUUUGCGACAGGAGGAAAAUCAGUACUUGACAGUACCGAAAGAGAAGCUCCAGGGACUUUCAGUCGAAGCUUGUCGCAGACUAGGAUUUGCACCAUCUGAGCCAUUCCUGGGAUGGGUGGACUUGAACGACCCUCGGACGGCUUUGGGCCUUCCGACUGAACUCAAGGCUGGCGAGACUAAGUGAUUAUUGUAUCUUAAAGACUACGCCAUUGAAUUGCUAUCCAUUUCUUUUGUUCAAUUUCCA